AUGGCUGCUGAAAAUCAGUGUUGCAAGGUGGAGACACAAGAACACAUAGCAGCUUAUUUAGAGAAUAGAGAGUUAGUGCGUGAACUACAGCCUUUGACAUGCGACGUGCGGCUGGUGGAACAGGUGGCCUCCAACUACAUCAUAGUGAAGCGCAUGCUGGGCCACCUGCCCUGGCAGGACCAGAUGAUCUGCAAGUCAGUGUGCAAGAUGUGGUGCGACGCCGUGCAAGCUCUUCAAAGGGAGCUCCAGGGCCCCGUGGACUUUGUCUACGAAGUUGUGGAGGACGUAGACAGCGGCAUGCUGAAGAGUUCAGGCAGCUUUUCAAAAGAACCCAUGGCGGUUAUUGUUUUUACAAACUUUGGUGGUUUUUGUAAGAUGGGCAACUGCACUCUCAUGUCCCCUCGCCCAUGUACGCCGGCUUGCAGUGAGGUGCACUGGAUGCUGGACUUUUUAGAUCAAGAGCUCUGCUUCCCCAAAGACUGUGAUCUGAUUGUCCGAGCUAGUUACCUCUGCUAUAUGCCACUGGCUUCAUCGCCAUCUUCAGCUUACACAAUAAACCGGGACAUGAUGACUACCACAUUACCAUUUAUAUGCGGCAUCUACAUACCAAAAAUACCCAAUGUGCAGUACGAAGUUGUGAACAUCAAAACCAAUAGUGAUAUGAAAAUGGACUUCUUUGAUGUUGUUGAUAGAAUAUCAUCAACAAGAACUUUUAAGGGGAUUCUGGUUUUCGUCACCGACAAAUACAUGUUAAACUCCAUUGAUGACAUUACCUUUUUGAAUCAUUUCAAAAAAGUUCAGCCUGAAACACCUUACGCUCUUGGUGGCUGCAUCAUCGAGGACACCAUGUUUGACCGCCGAGACCUGUCCUUCUUCAUCAAUAAUGUGAAUACAGACGUACUGCACCGCGACGCCUUCAUAAGCGAGAAUGUUGUGUCAGUCUGCAUGUUCACCGUACCUAAAGCACAAGAAGCGCAGGAUUCAGGAUCUAGUUGUAAUGGGAACUUUGAAAUGUUUUCCUUGAUCAUCGAGUCUUCAGAUUGGUCUAAACCGAAAAUACUUAGUGCUAUCAAAGAGUUUGCAGAAAACAUCGAUCACUUCGAGCAUUCAGUGGUAUUCAAGCUGUCGUGCAUCGGUCGCGACGAGCGACACGACUUCGAACAGAAGAGUUUUCGCACCCACUUCCCCUCCACCCCCCUCAUCGGUUGCUAUGGCAACGGCGAGCUCGGGGUCAACCACCCCCCGCGCCCGGAACCUAAACUAAAGCCCUCCGCCAACACCGUCAAACGGCAGAAGCGCCUAAUCGCAGAACUAGGAUUAAUGUAUUCAUAUUCUACAGUGUUCGUGUACAUGGGAUGGGGGAAAAUAGUUAAACCAGCCAAGACUUAAAUGAAAAGCUGUAAGGGAUUUUCUGCCAGUUUCAGGGGACUGAAAACGUCAAGUGAAAUAGAACUUAAGUAUGACACGCAGUAGGUACUUUGAUUGGUUGAAUUGUCUUGAGAAUUCUGCAGGGUUCCGAUGGUUUAAGGCGAUAUGAAACCCCAACUAGCGCCAAUUGAUAAAAAAAUGUAACUUCCGUUUGAAAGGGUUUUUACCAAACUGUCAGGGCCAUCGCUCCUUCUUUCUAGUGUUCUCACUAAAAUGAUAUCACCUGUAUUUCCGGUUUUGCAAUUCAAAAAUAGUGAUGUGCCGCCACUAUCAAAUUCAAUAUCGACUAACUGAAGUGGAAAUAUCUUAAGAGGUUGAAAUUUCCGCUAAAGAGGUGAUUCAAUCACUUCCUAAAGUGUUCAAACCUGUACCUGGCUCCUCCCAAUUAUAGCAGGAAAGAGAAGGCUGCAAAAAGCACAUAGAACAUUCCCCUAGUCAAGCGGCGGCACUACUUCCCAAAGAUCCGUUUCUUCUCAGCCAGUACUAUUCCCUGCAGUGCCAAAGGCGUAUGUUUCCACGCAAAAGCCACAUAACUUUAGGAAAAGUUUACAAAUAACGCUGAACGUAGAAGGAAAAAGACGUAGGAGAGUCCAUGUGGGUUCAACUUGAAACAAAAAAGAAAAAUAGAUAUGCCACCACUAUUUUUGAAUUGCCCAAAACAUGUAAUCGUAUCUGAGGUAAAAGAAUAGACUUUAGUUGGGGGUUCAAAUCGUCUAGACCAGAUUGAUAUUAUUGUCUCGCUAGUUGUAACUAUGUGUACCUAUUUGUUUUUUUAACUAAACUGCAUUUAUUAUUGUCAUGGGUAAUAGCUAGAUAUUGGCUAGCAAUAGGUGUAAGUGAUACAAGUACAUUUUCUGAUUUUUUCAUGAUGAUCGUAAAAUAAGAUAAAUAUGAUUUUCAAUUUCAUGAAAAUAUGACAAUUUACUGUAAGUAUAAUAUCAUCACAUCAAUUUACUCACAUAAGAUUAAAUUAUUCUUUAUGUAAAGCGUAAUGUUUUAAAACUUAUUUAUUGUUUGUUUAUAUUUUAUAGCUGACAAAAAUGUGAUUUACUUACUUAGAUUUUAUAUUUUUUCCUAUAAAAUACCUGCCUAAUUCAUAAUGUUUGUAAUCUUAACGUACGUAAACAUAAAACAUAACCAUUACUCAUAAAUGUGUCUGUAGAAUUUGUCGCUAUGUUUAUCAUGGUUUUUACCAUAUUAAUACCAGAAUUGAAAGUUCAUUAAAAUCUAUAUAAGUACA
Plutella xylostella (diamondback moth) is the source of this 2668-nucleotide messenger RNA. RefSeq lists its product as uncharacterized. Lineage: Eukaryota; Metazoa; Arthropoda; Insecta; Lepidoptera; Plutellidae. The record is from RefSeq and is a predicted model, not a curated record. Gene Ontology annotation, biological process: protein polyubiquitination; positive regulation of proteasomal ubiquitin-dependent protein catabolic process.